CUCUUUCUGGUUUAUUGUCACUGACAUCAGGACUGUUGCAGUUGAAGGCUCUCGCUCCUACAGGGAUAUAUAAUUUCCAGCUACUAUUUCCCAGAGGCUUUUUAAACAUCAUACCAAGAGAGCUGUAAGGAGAGACGAAACCCUGUCUGUCAGCAGAGCAUUUUUCAUGCGUCUCCCUGUGUCUCAGUCUCACAUCAACAUGAACUGUGAACAGGACUUUGGAGAGGGUGGCAUGAACGUCACCCUUACGCUACGGCUACUCAUGCACGGAAAGGAAGUCGGCAGCAUCAUCGGAAAGAAAGGAGAGACGGUGAAGAAAAUACGAGAAGAGAGCAGCGCCCGCAUCAACAUCUCAGAGGGCUCGUGUCCAGAGAGGAUCAUCACCAUAACAGGACCUACAGACUGUGUCUUCAGAGCCUUCACUAUGAUCACACUCAAACUGGAAGAGGACCUCACAACUCUGGUAGCCAAUGGCACGGUCACCAGCAAGCCCCCCGUCACCCUUCGAUUGGUCAUUCCUGCCAGCCAAUGCGGCUCUCUCAUCGGGAAGGGCGGCUCCAAGAUCAAGGAGAUCAGAGAGACCACCGGGGCACAAGUACAGGUAGCAGGAGACCUCCUUCCCAACUCCACUGAGAGAGGUGUGACGAUAUCCGGGACCCAAGACGCCAUCAUCCAGUGUGUCAAGCUCAUCUGCACUGUCAUUCUCGAGUCACCUCCCAAGGGGGCCACUGUUCCAUAUCGACCCAGCCCCUCCCCAGGAACAGUCAUGAUCUCCGGGAACCAGGUGUUUGAGGCGUCUGAGUACGGGUCACACCCCCUCUUCCAAUUGGCCCAGGGAGGGCUGGAUCUACAACAAACGUACGCUGUACAGAACCAAUAUGGCAUUCCACAUUCAGAGUUGGCCAAGCUUCACCAGUUGUCUAUGCAGCAGCAAGGCCUGGCCGCCCAGAUGAGCCAACAGCAGGCCAACUCUGUCAUGCCUGGGUUUAGUUACCUCUCUUAUAUCCCAGCAGGAAUGGAGUCCAAUUCCCAGACCACUUCACAGGAGCUACUCAUUCCUAAUGAUCUCAUCGGCUCCAUCAUCGGGCGCCAGGGCACCAAGAUCAAUGAGAUCCGCCAGGUGUCAGGGGCUCAGAUAAAGAUUGGUAGCCAGCUGGACAGCACCAGCGAGAGGCACGUCACCAUCACAGGGACCCCCAUCUCUAUCAAUCUUGCCCAAUACCUCAUCACCUCCUGUUUAGAGACCGCCAAAUCCACCGCCCAGUCUUCCUCCAUGUCGACCCCUGCUGACCUCACCAUGACCUACACCCAACCGCCCUCCCCAGCCCAGUCUUCAGCCGUGGCUGCUGCCACCCUGGCUGCCAUGGGCUGCCCUGGCAUGUCCCACUCCCACCCCCACGCUGCAGUCCCCAUGAUGGGCACCCACCCCUAUGGGGCCCUCCCCCUCUCCAGCCUCCUUGGAAUGCAAUCCAUGAAAUCCAUCCAAUCUGUACCCUUCCUGGCUUUAUCCAACCCUGCCGCCAAUGCAGCCGCCGCCGCUGGAGCCCAGGCCCAGGCCCAGAUCUCCUACACGGCAAAGAUCUCCUCAGCCAACGGGAUCGGGAAGAAACCGGAUAGACAGAAGUUUGCGCCGUACUGAUGACGUCCGUCUCCAUCCCUCCAUCCAUCACUCCAUCCUUCUCUCCAGCUCUCACCUCCGUCCCUGAGACAAGAAAGAAAGGGGGAAGAAUGGAGGGAAGGAUUGUUCUUUUUCUUCUAUUCCUCCUCUCUCUUCUCGCCUGAUGAUGUAGUUGUGUAGUACAUUUUAGAGACUAUCCAUCCAUUUUGUUUUGUAGCUUCUUUAGCCCUUAUCUACAAUACACUAGGAGGAACUCUGGAUUGGCUUGUAUAGAUAGCUAUAUUUAUGUUGUCAGGCCGAGGAAGCCUAUCAAGCCAUAGGCUGCUUUUCAAAUGGCACCAUUUUUUCCCUUUAUAGUGCACUUCUGUUGACCAGAGCUCAUGGGGCUCUAGGGUUCUAGGGCUCUGGUCAAAAGUAGUGCACUAUAAAGGGAAAAGGGUGCCAUUUGGGAUGCAUCCGUAGACUAUUCUUAACUUAACUCUUCUCACCGUCCUUUUCUUCUACAGUACUGCUUUUAUUUAUUAUUGACUUAUAAUGAAAUAUUCCCACAAUGAGUUUAUACAUUUAAACACUGGUGACUGAUGCUCGACUGUAUGUUCCUGAAUCAGCUUUUAUACAAUGAUGUGUGUUCCUUCCUUUAUACAACUCUCAGUUUUUUUUUUUUAUGACAAAAUAUGUUUGUUUUUUUGUCACAUUUUAGUUGAAAUGUGUUGUUUAAUUUAUUUAAUUUAUUAUGACAAGUAUUACUUUUACAAUAAAAUGUUUGUUUUU
Coregonus clupeaformis (lake whitefish) is the source of this 2389-nucleotide messenger RNA. RefSeq names its product poly(rC)-binding protein 3-like. The coding region runs from base 167 to 1639 and encodes 490 amino acids. The transcript has 14 exons. Lineage: Eukaryota; Metazoa; Chordata; Actinopteri; Salmoniformes; Salmonidae. Gene Ontology annotation, cellular component: nucleus; cytoplasm. Gene Ontology annotation, biological process: negative regulation of mRNA splicing, via spliceosome. The record is from RefSeq and is a predicted model, not a curated record. Gene Ontology annotation, molecular function: mRNA binding.